Mesorhabditis belari is the source of this 744-nucleotide messenger RNA. The record is from the annotation of a GenBank genome assembly. NCBI's taxonomy places the organism in Eukaryota, Metazoa, Nematoda, Chromadorea, Rhabditida, Rhabditidae.
AUGGCCAACUUGUUGCAAGGAAAAUUGGGAGUGAUUACAGGCGGUGGCUCGGGAAUUGGUCGGGCGAUUUGCCAGCGUUUAGCCGCACAAGGAGCCCGUUUAAUCGUUGUGGACAGACAUGAGGAAUCCGCGUCAAGCACCGUUUCUCAACUCGAAGGACAAGGACAUAAAAGUUUUGCCGGUGAUGUUAGCAAGAGCGCCGACGUGGAGAAUCUCCGAAAAUUCGCGGUCGAUCACCUCAAAGGAGCGCCAAAUGUUGUGGUGAAUUGCGCGGGGAUCACAAGAGAUGCAACUUUGUUGAAAAUGUCCGAACAAGCGUUUGACGAUGUGGUGGCUGUGAAUUUGAAAGGGGUGCAUUUGGUAACGCAAGCUUUCGCCCGUGAAGCAGUUGCAAAUCAAGCACUUCUUUCUGUCAUUAAUGUUUCGAGUAUUAUUGGAAAGGUCGGAAACUUUGGCCAAACAAAUUACGCAGCGACGAAAGCUGGAGUGAUCGCUUUCUCAAAGAGUGCCGCCAAGGAAUUAGCGAAAAAGGGAAUCCGCGUGAAUGCUGUUCUUCCUGGUUUCGUCGAGACACCGAUGACUACAGCAAUGCCGCCAGAUGUGCUCAAGUCGAUUUGCGCGGGAAUCCCAAUGGGACGAAUGGGUCAUGCUGACGAGAUCGCGAAUGGUGUCCUGUAUCUAGCCUCGGAUCUCUCCUCUUAUGUAACUGGGGCUCAAUUGGAGAUCACCGGUGGAUUGUAUAUG